AUGCCGGAUUGCUCUAAAAAUCUUUCUAAAAUUAUCGAUAACUUCAAGCCUAGUUUGGAUGAGCUGAAAAAUGUUUUUCAAAACGCGCUGUUGAAAAAUUUUGAAAAUGUUAGUGUGGAUGUAGUAGCAUGCCCAGAUUUAUCAAAGUCGCCAUUCAAUCAACAAUCAUCGGGAUUCGGUAAAAAUUUGAGGAUCGCCGAAGUUGGGGGACCUGGAAACCUGUUUCCUGAGUUUCAUCCAGAUCAUCAGUUUGAUAUUCGGGAAAUUGCAAAAGUUUGUGAUAGCCCUUCAGCAUCAGUUAUCGGACCUGGAGCUGGACCAUGGCCAAUCGUCGGAGUCAACAACGAAAUGGUGGCUGACGUGAACUUGAAGACCAACAAAACAUCAACAAAAAUAGCAAAAAUUGAUGAGGAAUCGCCAAAAGGCUACGCGAUUUCCAUUGUAGCCGAACCGAAAUUCAGUUUGAUGGCAAAUCUCGCAUUGUCAGAAGCCGACGAAACAAUCGAUGUUGUUCAUUUGAAAGUGUCGAAAAGGCGAGGAACUAAUAAUUUGACAGUUUGUCUACGCGAGGGUCUCGAAGCUCAUUUUGGGAAUAAGCUUGUCUCGAUGGCUGGUGUGUUCAUCAUUCGUGAGGGAAAAGCCAAGCUGCACGUGAUGCCUGAUUUCCCGGGAUGUCCUUUCGAAAAUGCUGAGCAUGUUGACAAGUGGCUUCGUUAUUUCGAAAUGGAUGCUCCGCUCGUUUGCACUACCGUAAUUCAUUCAACCGACCCCGGACACAAUCUAAGAUUGGAGCACACGCAUUGCUAUAGUGAGCAUGGAGAUGGUGGACAUUACCAUUAUGACACCACACCGGAUACUGUAGUUUAUGAAGGAUGGUUUGCACCAUCGGAAAAAAUUUAUAGAAUCGACGAGAUUGGAAAUCGAAGCAAUUUCAAAUGA
Molecule: messenger RNA, 939 nt
Organism: Caenorhabditis bovis
Lineage: Eukaryota; Metazoa; Nematoda; Chromadorea; Rhabditida; Rhabditidae
Source: the annotation of a GenBank genome assembly